UCCGCAAUGUCUGCUGACGUCACAACCGAGUAAGCUAUAUCGAAGAGGAAGAGAACAGAUCUAGGAAAUUCCGGGCUGAAUAUACGAACAACAGUUCCGAUCGCUCUAUUUCAGGGUCUUGCGGAUUCAUCGUCACUUUGUUUAGUGUGCCUACGAUUCAUCUCAAUGGAGUAAAGCAACCCCUGGUAUUCAGUGUAUCACAUGGCUGUGUAGCUCCACAGUGUUCCCACAGCAUCGUCGUGAUGAACAAGCACCCCAACCAGUUCUACACGGUGGAGGUGGGGGACUCAACCUUCACCAUACUCAAACGCUAUCAGAAUCUCAGACCCAUCGGUUCAGGUGCUCAAGGAAUAGUAUGUGCGGCCUGCGACACACAGUCCGGUCACAUGGUGGCCAUCAAGAAGCUGAGCCGGCCCUUCCAGAACGUCACACACGCUAAGCGUGCAUAUAGGGAAUUUGUGCUCAUGAAAUUGGUCAACCAUAAGAAUAUUAUAGGUUUAUUAAAUGCUUUCACACCACAGAAAUCUUUAGAAGAAUUUCAAGAUGUGUAUCUAGUAAUGGAGCUGAUGGAUGCCAAUCUAUGCCAGGUGAUACAGAUGGACCUAGACCAUGAACGCAUGUCUUACCUUCUAUAUCAAAUGUUGUGUGGCAUCAAACAUCUUCAUCUCGCCGGGAUUAUACACAGGGACCUAAAACCCAGCAAUAUAGUGGUGAAAUCAGAUUGUACGUUAAAGAUAUUGGACUUUGGUCUUGCAAGGACAGCCGGCACCGGGUUCAUGAUGACUCCAUAUGUAGUGACACGGUACUACCGGGCACCAGAGGUCAUCCUGGGCAUGGGAUACAAGGCAAAUGUGGACAUCUGGUCAGUGGGCUGCAUCAUGGCCGAGUUAAUACGAGGGACAGUGAUGUUUCCUGGCAGUGACCACAUUGAUCAGUGGAACAAAAUCAUUGAACAGCUGGGUACUCCAAGUCAAGACUUCAUGAACAGAUUACAAUCAACAGUGCGGAACUAUGUGGAAAACCGCCCCCGGCACGCCGGCUCAUCCUUCGAGAGACUGUUCCCUGAUGUACUGUUCCCGCCGGACAGUACCGAACACCCUGGUCUCCGUGCAAGCAUGGCACGGGACCUUCUGUCCAAAAUGCUGGUCAUUGACCCCGAGAGAAGGAUAUCAGUGGACGACGCACUCAUGCAUCCGUACAUUAAUGUGUGGUACGACGAUGGAGAAGUCAAUGCUCCUGCCCCUGAUCCCUACGACCACUCGGUAGAUGAGAAGGAACAUUCGGUCGAAGAGUGGAAAGUUCGUUUAUUUUCAGGUCUGAUAUACAAUGAAGUAAUGGAAUAUGAGAAUAGAGAACGACAGAGAGCUAUGCAAAACCAUACAAGUAAAGCACAAGAUGGUGUGCCAAGCAACGACACUGCCCCAAAUGCUGGUGUAGCUGCCAGUGGUUCUGCUACAGUAUGUACCCGCACAUAAGCCCGCCCACGUGUAUGCCCACCCCCAUUUUCAUCCUCAUCCUCUCUUCAAUACUAUAUGCCUCACUUACAGGUCAAGGUCACUAAUCCAAACUAGAGUUCCUGACAUCAGAUACUGUACUGAUGCUGCAGACACAAAUACCUGUUCUGAGCACGGUGAUGAGGAAAAUGAAGGUUUGUGUCCAUCAGUGUUUGUAGAACUGAACGUUUCCAAUGAUACCAGUUUAUUCACAUUUCAUUUCGGUUCAAAGAAAAUUACAAAAAUGUUAUCACUGUCUGCAAGCUCAGCAGCUAGACAGAUGGAGUUAAAUUUAUUUCGGUCUAAAAGGUUCUAGGGUCAUGUUACAAUCAACUGAAAAGUAUGCUUCAGGACAAAUCAGCUGUAUUGGUUAGUUGAGUCAGAUUGCUUUCAGAAUGAUAUAUUGUCUAAUCUUCAAGUAUUUCCUUGAACCAGCCUCAGUGCAGGUAUUUUGUAAACUGUGAACAAUGUAAGCUCUCUGUUUGGCUGAAAGCCUUGACCUGUUAUGUGGGGUAGUCAAAACCAUCUCCAUUAUAUUGUCCUUCUGACCAUGGGUCAGUUGUCCAGCUGUUGGUCCGUCACUGGAUGUAGUCGGCGGCCGCCAGUCGGACGGAGGAGUUGGUAGGGGGCCUGGAGUGUCAUGUACAUAGUCCCUUGUAUUAUAUAUAGAGGCAUAAUUUAUUGGUGGCGAGUGUACGUGGGACACCACCACUACGUCCUGUGUAGAUAGAUGUACCAUACGCCUUUCACCUCCAAACACAUCGCAAAUUGCUAUUCUCGGAACUCGCAGCCUGCCUACCAGUCUGACGUCUGCUCCUCACACCAACCAAAGGUCAUCUUGAAGCAGACGGACACAGCCACCACAAUGUCCUCCAACAGUCCAGCCAUGGCACCUCUAGAUUGUCCAAGUCUUGAUAUUGUCUGCUACUUCAAAGCUGAUUUUAUGUUGGCAUAUACUGCAUUUUUGUUUAACAAUAUGAAAACAAUAUCUUGUAGCUUGUAAGUGACCCUGGGUUUAAUGCAUUGUUACUUUAGCAAUGAGGUAGCAUCUGUCAUGAAUCCAGGUUGUUAAAGAAACAAUUUGUCAACAGAACCAGAUCAAACAGAACCCGAUCAGACUCUUUAGUGAAAAGUUCUAUCUCUUUGUAUCAUUACUAAAAUGUUUUAAAAAGAUUUAUUGCAAAGAAACAUUGCGAAAAUGUAGGUAGAUAACGUAGGUAGAUAUAUAUGUUGAAGAUUAUCUCCCUAUAUCAAAUAAUUAUCAUUCAGAUUUAAGAAUGUUCAAAUCUUAACAAGAACUUUUGUUUGCUGAAAUUCUGUGUCGAGGUUCAUCUACAAAGAUGUUUGGUUCUAGAGUAGGGACUGUAUCUGUCAUCAUGGAUUCAUCUAUUGAAGGUUCUGGCCUCGAGUACGUCUAUCAUCACGUAGUUCAGUACUACAGAUUUCACCGUCAUCUUACCUGGUACUGAGAACCAGGAGCCCGUCCACAAAGAAAUCAUAGCUCUAAGCGAUUGUAACUCCAUGCUCUAACACAGACUUGUGACAGUCGUAGCACUAAGAUCUCUUUGUGGAACUGGGCCCUAUUUGAUACUUGGUCAUCAUGUUCAUGUUUUAAGCUUGCUGUUACCAUGGUUACCCAGACAGUUAUGGGGUUUGUCUUCGGUAGGAUUCCAAUGCCUCAGAUUUGAUUUCUUAUGAAGUGUAGAUGUUGUCCCACUCAAGCUCAUCCUGAGAACUACUUUUGUUUCAACUUGCAGUAGAAUGUUUAGUCUCCUUGUAACAGUAGCUCAUUCAAAUGGGGUAUUUUCAUAUAGGUUUGUACAAUGCAACUUGACAGAGUACUGAAGCACGUAUUUUGUAUUUCUGUUGUGAAUAAAGACAACUUGUUCCUUAUGCAUUACAUGCGAACAGGAAUAUUUCUAUGUAUAAAAUCUGACAUCACCAUAGCUCCAUAUACUGUCUCAGUGAUAAAUUCCACCAAAACCUAAAAACAUGUGGUGACACACCGGUAGGCAGAUUCUAAUUUCAAAAUGGCUGCCCCACCUCAAUUCAAAAUGGCUGCCAAAUCUCAAAUUCAAAAUGGCCACUUCUGAAAAACUAGAUAUCUCUGUGUAGUUUGUGUUCAGUUCCCAAUGUCUCAGAGGAUGUUCAUAAUGAAAUUGAGAUUAAAACUGAUAUCCAUUUGUAUCGGUCCAUUUCUCUCAGGGUUAGUAAGUCUACCCUUAGAGAGAUGAAUGUAUAUAUAUAUAGUGGUUUGAUAGGAGGAAUACCACGGUGGGGUGCCUAACUGCUAUGGUAUGCUGUGGUGAUAUGUUAAACUUGCCGGCAGUUAUAAAUGUUCUCCCUCACCAAAACACAAUAAUGAGUAUCGUGUGUAGUGAUGCUGCUCAUGUCAGCAUCCCUGCAAGUGCGUGUUGGAUGUAGGGGCUCACAUGCUGGGAGUCGUUGAGCAUGAUCUAGUAACAUAUUGAUAAUGCAUUCCAUUAAAUCUCAAACAUGUUUUGAGAUGUCAGUAUUACAAGCAUUGACGAUAUAAGAAUAUGUUUGAAGUAAUGAUGACAAAAUAGCUAAGAAAGUGUUUUGCUGUGAAGUUUCUCUUCUAUCAAAGGGAGGCAAUUCUGCAAGAAACAACCUUAUCUCUUAAAGCGCUCGGUUCAAAAUUAAAAUAAUGAGGUAUCUACUCUACAGUGGGACUACAUCAAAUUUUAAAAAAACAGUAGGUUUAUCUCCUCAUUCUGUAUUUAUAUUUGGUUUUCUUUAAAAUGAAAAGAUUUAAGAUAACUGGUAGCAGUCACAAAUAUUGUUACUGUCAGUGUUUCAAAAACUCUUCUUUGACUGUUCUAGGGAGAUCUUUUCAUCAAAACAGGUAACUUUUUCUGAAAAUUUACCAUUUUGCUAUUAAUGAAACAAUUCAUCACCUGAUUAAUUUUCAGAUGAGUUUCAAAAACUGUUCAACAUCUCAGAACCACAUGAGCUUGAAUUGCCUCCUAUAUAUUUAGAUGUGCAUUAGUUGAACUGCGAUGACAAGUUUGUUAGCUAUAGCAUCGUGAUCUCUGUGUUGGUGUAGUGCCGCGGUGCAUACACAAGCGGUUUUUGUGCAAUUGGGAAGGUUAUGCUGGGGUGUUAAGCGUUCUGAAGGAUGUUGCAGAUUGUAUAUAAAUACACCCCUUCGUCAUGUAUAGACCAGUGUAUAUUGUUUGUUCAUUGUGUUGUCGGUUGUGUUCUGGGCCUGCUGGGAAAGAUUGUCAAAUUCACUUCUCGUAACGGGUAUUUUUUGCCAGGCCUGUAUCCAAGGGUCUCAAUAUGAGGGGCUUUAUAUUCAAAACAGUCCAUUUUGUCUAGUCAGCAGAACUUAAAGUCAAUCAACUAUUUUUUCAGAACUAAGUAAUAAUUUUACAUGCAUACUGUUUAUAAUGAAAGAAGCCUGUAUGGGAUAUUUCUUGUAAAAUUCCAUGAUUCUGUGUAUGAUUUAAGGAUUAAUUUUAUUUAGCAUAAUACAGUCCAAACAAUUUUUUUUCUUCUUUCAAUUCUUGCAUUGAAACUGGUAUAAACUUCACUCGAUUGGAACUAUUAAAAACUUAGGUGAAUUUUUCUAUCUUUUUUCAGUAUUUUGUUUUAAUUUGAGUUCCAUAACAUGUAAAACAUUAAUGGGCACUGUUGAGGUGUAAUUCAUGUGUAUAUUGGAUGAAAUGCAGUGAAAUGGUCCUUUAUGUAUCAUUGUUUAAUCAGCAUGAAAUUAUGCAAAUUUCUGUGUUUGGUCGAAAGACUACCAGUUUUGUGUCAUUAUAUUGUACCCCUUUGAAGCUGUAUAGCUAAUAUGUAUGUGCAGCAUUUCUUGUUAGCCUCUAAAACAGCGCAGAUUGUGUUUUAUUGAGAAGUUUACACUGACAUUUUAUGCUUUUGUUUUGUUGAGACUUUACAUAAAAAAAUGUUUUAUGAACCGAAAUAUUUGCAUGUACAAAAUUUUAUGAUUCUUUGGAAUAUUUUAUGGUAAUAGACAUGUCGUCUUUGAACACAAUUGAGUUUUCUGUAAACCACAUAUAUGAAUUUUUAGAAAUAUUUGGUAUACAAAAAUUAGAAUAUUGUCACUGAACGAGGUCUUUGUUUUUCUUGAACAUCUACAUAUCUUCAGUUUCAUAACAACUUUUUAUGAUACAAACGUGUAAUAAAACUUCAGGAUUACAUUUCUUCCCAUGAACAUAGGAACAUCUGUUGAUGGAAAAACUUAAAAAAAAGGUUAAUCCUAGAGGUAAAAACUGUAUUAUUUAGGAAUAAAAUAGUCUUAGACUGCCAGGUACUCAUGGUUUAGGCUAAAAAAAUAAUGGUCUUGGUUCUCGGGCACCGCACGCGUCAUCAUAAAGUCUGACACAGGUUUCCAUUUUUUAAUUUUUUUUUAAAGUCCUAAAAAAUGUGUUUCAUACACAGGGAUUAAGAUUACAUUUGAAUUUGUCCUAUGAAAUAAGCCAGAAAUAGCAAUCAGCAGUUCACACACUUUCUCCUCUAUCCAUGGGUGAUUUAGUUCAGAAAAUACUUAAUGUCGUGGCCAAUAUCAUAACUGAAAAGAUAUAUCAACACAGGACAAACUACGGAUUUUUUCCAGUAUUUUACUCAUCAAGGAAUACAUUUAUGUAGGGAGGCCCUUUCCCAGGUUGAUUGUACACUGUUUUUUGGGUUACAUACAUACAACGCCCAGCCACACUAUAUUUUAAAAGCCGUUGCCUGAGAACCAAUUCUUUUAUGUUUUUAAACCUUACAUGAUUCGAUGAAAAGACAUAUAUUUAUGUUCGUAUUAUGAGGAUAAUUAUGAUGUCACCAUGAUCUUUGAGAGCAGGUCACAUAAGUCUGGACCCAACCAACAGUUUAUUUACAGGAAUAGCUGCAUGAAGAACAUUUAAUACUUGUACUUGAUCCAAACAAAUAAAAAGAAGUUAGAGAUAUAAAACUGUUAAAGAUAUCAUCCAUGUAAGGCUUUUAUUUUAAAUUUGUUGGUUUUCUGAUAUAUUUUUCUCAAAACAAUGUGUUUGUGGUUGAAAUAAAACUUAAGAAAAUAUAUAUUAAAAAAUAAGAAAAGGCCAUUCCAAAAAUGUAAAAAAAUUAAAUUGGAUGAAAUUUCCCUAUUCUAAAUUUUCUCAGUUUCAUUUGGCAUUUUUGUUAAGAGUGAGGGGCGGUCGGGUAGCCAAGGGGUUAAAGCGUUUGCUCGUCAUGCAGAAGACACGGGUUCGAUUCCUGACAUGGAUACAAUGUGUGAAGCCCAUUUCCGGUGUCCGCCGCUGUGAUAUCACUGGAAUAUUGCUAAAUGCAGUGUAAAACCAUACCCACUCACUCACUCAUUGUAAAGGGUGACAUGAAUAUUGAAAUUUUUAUAUGUAAGAAAGCCACACAUCACUUUUGGGUGUCUUUUAGGGUUUCAGGUUUUGCCUUGAGCAGAAAAACCAUAAGUAAUUAUUUAUAUUUUGUAAGUUUGAGUAUUUGGCUCAGCAGUAUUUAUUUUUUAUCCACAUUCCUAAAUUUAAGGGUUAGCAGAUUGGUAAACCAAAUUAAAAAAAUGAAAUUGGAGAGUAUCGGUGAGCCUGCCAGGUGUGAGGAAAGCUAGGGACAUUAUUGUGUCUGUUUCUUCUGUCGUAUCGGUGACUGUUACAUUGUUUCACAAGCAGGGAUGGUAUAAGAAUCACAGCAAUAACUUAUCCCCUGAAAUUGCCGCAGUGGCAGCUUGUCUCCACCAUGUUGGCCGGUGACACUGUUAGCUGUCACGACAUUCGUGUUUGGCUAGAAAAUGUCAAGGUCAAGUAAUUUUUCCCAAGUUUGAACUGCUUUUCAUCAUGGAAAUUAUUAUUCCUAUUUCCGUUUCAAGAAUGGUUAUUCUUGUAGUUCCCACCAAAAUUAAAACAAUAGAUGGUGAUUCUAAUCGUAAUUUUGUUAUUCUUACAUACAACAAUUUUUUUCUAGCUUUAUAAGAUUUCUUGGUCAGUGUGCCAAGUGUCUGGAAGCAAAAUUUGAUAAAAAGAAUGUUAUGGUUGAGUUGAUGUUAGUGACGGUAUAGUAGAGGUCACUAUGGGAAGGAAAGAUUUUUUAAAUAAAAUACAAGAAGAUGCUGAAAGAAAGAGUUAUCUAUAAGAGAAAGAAUUAUAUAUGUAGAGAGAGAACAAGGAUUUAAUUUUACUUUUUCGAAAAUUGGGUUGUCGCAUUGAUAAAUAAAAUGCAGCUAUAAACAAUUAGACAGUUGCUAUGGCCUGAUAUUAUUAUAACAAACCAGCUGUUGAUAUCCAAACACUGGAACAUUGGGGACCUUGGAGUUGGUAUCUAGAAUACAGCAUAGCAGAAAUGUGGAAACGUGAAUGGUGCUUUCAACGAGCUACAUUUUUCAAGAUAUGUCCAAACUACAGGGGCAGUCAGGUAGCCUUGUGGUUAAAGCUUUCACUCGUCAUGCCAAAGACCCAGGUUCGAUUCCCGACAUGGGUACAAUGUGUGAAGCCAAUUUCAGGUGUCCCCUGCAUUGAUAUUGCUGGAAUAUUGCUAAAAGCGGCGUAAAACCAAACUCACUCACUCGCCCAAAUUACAGCAACUAAAAGCAGUACGUCAUCCAGAAACCACAAGGGUGAAAGGUUCGCUGUGGAACUGUGCACAUUGGAAGUAACACUGUGGAUAAACAGAACCUCUCUUAGUAGUGUUUGGAUUCAAUAACUAAUUUUUUGCAUUGUUUUUUAUUUUUAUCAAACAAAAAGAUGCUCCUCUAAAUUGUAAGCGCACUUCAGAAUAUAAGUCUCACCUUUUGGCAGGGAAAUAGAGAUAUCGCAGCUCUUUAGAUGCAGAGAUAUAUUAAGCUUUUCACAAAUAACUGAAAGUAAUCAGUUGGGUGUAUGAUGGAAAGAUACAUCAUCAAUACUUCACUGGGGUGGAAGCGCCACUUUCUCCUUUACCCUUGAAUAUGUAUGGCCACUUUGGGGUGGAAAGUUAGUUGGCUUAGGAAGUAAGGCUGUGCAUGAACUGUGUGUGCACACUACCUACCUGAUAUUGAAGCAAUGUGUAGACUAGAUGACCGCAAGGCCAUGGCACAUUGGCAUGAGAAAUAUUGCGUUUGUGGGACGUAAUCUGAGCACUUGCUAGUUUCCCUUGCUUGAGUGAGUGAGUGAGUAUGGUUUUACGCUGUAUUUAGCAAUAUUCCAGCAAUGUCACGGCGGGACAAGGCCAUGGGUUGAUUCAUUGGUUCAACUAGUGACUACACUGCAAAUAUUCACCGGUGAUGGAGAAAUGGAGUGUGCGCAAAACUAGCGGAGUUGUGACGAUGAGAUGUCCCUACCAAAAGUUGAGUCGUAUUUACAUGUAUUCAUUUUAUAAGUGCAUGAUUUUGUAACUAAGUUCCAUCUAGUCAACAGGUGUACAGGACUCUUUGCAAUGGCAUAAACCAAGUUUUAGACUAGAUUGCGUUUAAAUCUAUGCAAUUUUAAGUCGAGUUCAAGAUGUCUGUCAGCUUCAUCAACCACCCUAUGCGUUGGGUUAGUUUCAUCUUUUUUAAUAAUUCUCUUUUUUUGUUUUCUAUGCUUUGCUUAGGUAUGGCAGUGAUAAGUUUGCAUUUGAUCAGUUAAAUAUUGUUGGUUCUCGAGUACUUGCAUGUUAGCAGGAACAUCUUCAUUAAGCAUUAUAUUCUAGCUUUGAAAACAACCACCAUUGAUGCCCGAGAAACACGCUUUACCCUAAAAGAGCAGCCCACUGCACAAUGCAUUAAGUCGUUCCCGAGAACCAGAUUUUGUUUAAGUCUUACAAGCUUUCUUCCUCUUGGAACACAUUUUCCAUCUUUGAAAUGAAAAAAAAAAUAGACACUGAUCAUAAGCAGCUAGAUUUUAUUUAUAUCUUUGUGAUGGAAAAAUCCAUGCUUUUUCAUGUUGUCAUUAUUAGGGAAAGAAGACUCGAAUAUGAGCUCUAACUCUUUGUAGCAGUUCCACUUGAGUCAGUCUUUUAGCAGACAUGGUUUCUUGUAUUGAGUAUAGAUCUCUAGGUAGAAACUGCAAGAAAUGGUAAGAAGAUUUGCAUGUUUCCCCCAUGCGAAAAUGUCACCCAUCAAUUGCUUCUUAAGUUUGAGUGGUGUGGUAAUGCGAUAACUUAUCAGCAGAAUGUUUUGUUAGGGGAUGUUAAAGGGAAGACAUGAAUCUCAGGCCACAGAAUAUUAAUCUAAUCAUAUUUAUCAAUAGUUGGGUAUGUAUUGCUUUGCAGUGCAGCUCUAAAUAGGGAUAUGUAUUGUUAAAUCCUGGUGAAACAUGGAUAACGGUUGUACCACAGAAACUUGCAAUGUAGGUAGAUUAUAUUCCUCACGACAAUAAUUUAAUGACAAUGUGUAAGGUUUAGUUUAGCUUAUACCUUUCCAUUUCAUAUAGGAAGGCUAUGUUAAAUAAGAUCAGAUGUUGCUGUUAAGGGGAGAGAACUACAGUGAAUGUGACAGUGUGCUGCCCACUCAUUAAUAAUAAAAACUGACAGUACGACAGUACUGUUCAGUAGUUGUUCCUAACAAUGCACACCAGUUGAUAAGGAAAUGAGUUAUUUUGUUCCUGUUGAAAAAAUGUGUCAACUUUCUGUCUGAAGGAAGUAGCUACAAGAUAUUGCGAUUACAUCGUCACAUGAUGAGAUAUUGUAGUUUUGGGUAAUGAAAUUGACCCCAGUCUCUGUGAAGUUUUCUUGUGUUGUGACAAUGUGUCCGUUUCUCCUCUCGUCAGUGACACAUCACCAGUCUAUCUAUAUUUGUAGAUAUUGAUACGGUCGGUGUGACGGUUCUGUACCCCUUGUUUUCCCUUAUGGCUGUGACAGCCAUAGCUGUACAAAUCUCAUAGCAUUGCUACAAUAAAACAUCAAUAGAAUAAACACCA
Molecule: messenger RNA, 10348 nt
Organism: Haliotis rufescens (red abalone)
Lineage: Eukaryota; Metazoa; Mollusca; Gastropoda; Lepetellida; Haliotidae
Product: stress-activated protein kinase JNK-like
Exons: 11
Coding region: 243-1475 (410 amino acids)
Biological process (GO): JNK cascade; protein phosphorylation
Cellular component (GO): cytoplasm; nucleus
Molecular function (GO): JUN kinase activity; ATP binding
Source: RefSeq, a predicted model, not a curated record